Exophiala viscosa is the source of this 949-nucleotide messenger RNA. RefSeq lists its product as uncharacterized. The transcript has a single exon. The record is from RefSeq and is a predicted model, not a curated record. NCBI's taxonomy places the organism in Eukaryota, Fungi, Ascomycota, Eurotiomycetes, Chaetothyriales, Herpotrichiellaceae. Bases 353 to 862 code for a protein of 169 amino acids.
AAGACACUACUGACAAUGUUACCACUCCAGUUAGCUCCCGCCUGCACCCCUUGCCCCGAACUCAUUGCUUCAGGUCAGCUAUUGGUUCAACAGCGUCCCAACGUCAUGCUGCUUGCUAGACAUGCUCUUUGCGAAGUCGUACAAGCAUUCAUUCGCCUUGGGCUUCACAACUCUUCAAGGCAAUCCCGGCAUGAUCCUUCUAGACAGGAACUCUAAACCUGGAAAUGGCUGACCUCGACAUUCAGGCCCAGAGGUGCAGUAUCAUGGAAGCUACAAAAACCCCAGCCUUCCCGAUUCCCAGCUCUUUGCUCACAUUCUUCUCUCGUUGUCGCACAGGCUCUCGCUUGCCAGUAUGGUGGUCUUCACUGUUGCCGUCGUCUUCCUGACUCUACUUGUUGCUUGGAUUGCGCCCGUAAAGGGUGGGAGUAGUUGUGGAACCGACCAGAAUCCCUCCUGCAAGGGCAACAGUGCACUCGAGUCGCUCUGUUGUCCUUAUCCAAAUGUUUGUUACUGGCAGAACAACGGAUCACCUGGUUGCUGUCCAUAUGGAGAAUCGUGUAAUGGGAACUCUCCUUAUACCACUACCACAACGUGUACGACCACGCCUACAACGACUUGGUCAACAACAACCUGUACGACUACACCCACCACUACUUGGAAUAAUUGCAACGAAUGCACUACCACGAUCACCUCUCAAGUGGUCCCGGUCACCACCACCGUGACCGAGAAUGCUGCUCAGGCUUAUACCACCGUGAACGGAGUUGUUUAUGUGAACGCCGCUCCCAGAUCAGACUUCUCUAGGAUUUUGACAGCGACGAUGGCCGCCUUGUCUGCCCUGGUAUGCAACAUAUUUGGUAUAUAGGGACAUACGGUACCGGCUUUACAGGCCAGCAAUUCCAAAUGGGGGCAAUCCUCCUUGAGAUAUGGGGGCACAGUCUUGAUGAGACCA